AGUCCCAAGAGAAGCAAAGCAAAUAGUGAACUCCAUUUCCUCUGUUAUUUCCCCUGCUCUUGCAAGUUGUCUACACUCAUCUUCUCUUGGUCUAUUGCACGUUGAAGUCGAGACUGAUAGGCAUCAUCAGAUUGAAUGGCGUCGUGGCCGGUGGGACUCAGGUUCGAACCGACCGAGGACGAACUCAUCGAUCAUCACCUCAGAGGGAAGCUCAAGGGAAAACUGGAAGCAUACUGCCUCAUUCCAGAGCUAUACAUCUACAGCUGCGAGCCUCCUGAUUUGUUCAUUUCAUACAAUGAAUUAUCGGACAUACCGUCGGACGGACGGGAGUGCUUCUUCUUCUGUCCUUGCGGGGACAAGAUUCCGAGUAAUCAUCGUUCUAAUAACAGGAUGACGGAAUUGGGAUAUUGGAAGGAUACCUGUAAGAAGCGCGUUAUUCGAUCCCUGGUCACUGGCAAGCAAAUAGGGAUCAGGAAGAUUUUGGUUUACUAUGAGGGUCGACAACCGAAAGGCUGCAAGACCGAUGUGGUCAUGCAUGAAUAUCUCCUAAAUUCAAGUGUUUCUGACAGUAAAAUCUCUGGCCCGAUGGCCUUUGUUCUCUGUCACAUAAUCGACAGGAAACGUAAGAAAGUGAGGUCAACAAAAGCGAGUACUUUGGCCAAUUCAAGCACCGGUAGUAUUCCUAAUGACUCCGGAAAUGGACAAGCGCACGAAAUUAGUGCACAGGCAUCUGAGGAAGAAACUAUCGAAACCCAGAAUCAGAUUGAGAUAUCAAUUUGCAGGAUGCCAGAUGGUGACGUGCCUAUUAUCCCUCAGCAGGCCCAGAUGGACGAAGAGCAAACCCUGCUUUAUAAUGGUUGUCCAUUUAUAGAUGAAUAUAGUGACGAAUUGCAUGAUACACCAUAUUCUCCAAGCAACGGUAUGGAGAUCUUGGAUAUGUGGAAUGUCCCUACGAAUGGACCAGAAUGCCAAAGUAUCUUUCAUGGAGAAGCAUUUGAUGGCCUAGCCUGACCUAGUUACCAUAUUGUUGACAUAGGAGGGAUGGGAGAUGGGUGUGCUGUUAAAACUGUGAUUGGGAGAACAGAGAUUGUGAGUGUGUAUGCUGGAAACUAUGUAGUGCUGCUUAUGACAAUCAGGUUGUAAAAGUAUGGAUUCUUGAAUAUAUGUUUUGUGUCGGUUCCAGCUUGAGUGAAUUGAAAUUAUUUUGUUCCGGUUGCAAA
Eucalyptus grandis is the source of this 1220-nucleotide messenger RNA. RefSeq names its product protein NTM1-like 9. Gene Ontology annotation, biological process: regulation of DNA-templated transcription. Lineage: Eukaryota; Viridiplantae; Streptophyta; Magnoliopsida; Myrtales; Myrtaceae. The record is from RefSeq and is a predicted model, not a curated record. The transcript has 4 exons. Gene Ontology annotation, molecular function: DNA binding. The coding region runs from base 136 to 1011 and encodes 291 amino acids.